UCAUCACCACCAUCGCCACCAUCACCAUACAAAAAGUCCUCAAUCUCGACUUUGACGAACAUUCGUCACUAACGACUCUACAAACCAAUAUCCACUCCCCUUAUCCUCCCCGAUAUUCAAAAUGGGUCUCUUCGACUCCAAGCUCAAGUUCCCCAUCCACAUGGUCCAGCUUGCGCUGGUCAUCGCGGCUCUUAGUCUCUCAGUGGCACGCAUCUUCCUCCCCAACCGCCCCAGGGGUAGAUCCGGCACGAUGGCUCUCGGCAUGGCCGCAAAGUCCCUCAUCAUCAUCGCAUACCAAGUCCUCACCGAGCACGUCUCCUCCUUUAAACGAUGGGGCAGUCUGAAAGCCAACCUGAUCCUCAACGGCAUGGAAGUCGUCUUCUGGGCCGCGGUCGCCUACAUGGGUAUUCAGGGCAACACACAAGCAGCCUGCCUGGGCGUCAGCUGCACCAUCGGCUGGAUCGUCGUCGUCAUGGGAAUCCUUCUCAGCAUCGUCGCCGGCUACGCCACCAUCAUCGCCUGGCUCGACUUCCGCUACUUCAAGGCCAACGGCGUCCGCCGCGGCUCCAUGAAGCAGACCGCCCUCGGCAGCAGCAGCGACAGCGAGGGCGGCCAGGUAUUUAACUCAAGAGAAGCAUGA
Molecule: messenger RNA, 640 nt
Organism: Colletotrichum godetiae
Lineage: Eukaryota; Fungi; Ascomycota; Sordariomycetes; Glomerellales; Glomerellaceae
Exons: 3
Coding region: 122-640 (172 amino acids)
Source: RefSeq, a predicted model, not a curated record